Molecule: messenger RNA, 2023 nt
Organism: Danio rerio (zebrafish)
Lineage: Eukaryota; Metazoa; Chordata; Actinopteri; Cypriniformes; Danionidae
Gene: tat
Product: tyrosine aminotransferase
Biological process (GO): aromatic amino acid metabolic process; amino acid metabolic process; L-phenylalanine catabolic process
Molecular function (GO): pyridoxal phosphate binding; transaminase activity; catalytic activity
Source: RefSeq, marked validated
UUUACCUGUUAAUCUAAUUCACCGCCUUGGAGCGUGAUUUCUGUAAAGAGCAAGCUUAUAAGACAUCAUCAUUCCAAAACGUGCAUAGCCAAAAAAUAAAAUGUCUUUUGUGGUGAAAAUGAACGGAGUGCAGAACAACGGUAUUCACGGCAAUGGCAUGAACGGAAGCAUCAUGAAUGGGAAUGGCGUGCAUCAUGUGAGUGUGCGGACCCAUGUGAGCGUGAACCCCGCCAAACUGAAGGCUGGCAGCCACAGGCAAAGAUGGAACGUCAGACCUUCAGAGAUGUCCAAAAAAACACUCAAUCCCAUCCGAGCCAUCGUGGACGGGAUGAAACUCACCCCCAACCCAGAGAAACCCAUGAUUGCGCUAUCCAUUGGUGACCCUACAGUGUUUGGGAACUUGCCAACAGACGACGCUGUUUUGCAUGCAAUGAAAGAUGCAAUAGAUUCCCACAAAUACAAUGGAUAUGCUCCCUCUGUUGGUUAUCAAAAGAGCAGAGAAGCUGUGGCAAACUUCUACAGCUGUCCAGAAGCUCCGCUGGAAGGGAAGGAUGUGAUCUUGGCCAGUGGUUGUAGUCAGGCAAUAGAGCUGGCCAUCAGCGUGUUGUGUAACCCAGGAGACAAUAUCCUAGUUCCACGUCCAGGAUUUUCCCUCUAUAAGACACUGGCAGUGUCUAUGGGCAUCCAAGUGAAGCACUACAAUCUGCUGCCUGAGAAGUCCUGGGAGAUUGAUCUUCAGCAUCUGGAGAGUCUGAUCGAUAACAAAACUGCCUGUCUGAUUGUCAACAACCCAUCUAAUCCAUGCGGCUCUGUGUUUACCAAAGAACACCAACAGAAGAUCAUUUCUGUGGCAUCAAGAAACUGCAUCCCUAUACUUGCUGAUGAGAUCUAUGGAGACAUGGUGUUUCCUGGUUGUGAUUUUCGGGCUUUGGCACCUCUCAGCAGUGACGUGCCCAUCCUAUCCUGUGGCGGUCUGGCCAAGCGCUGGUUGGUGCCUGGCUGGAGGAUGGGCUGGAUCCUCAUCCAUGAUCGCAACAACAUAUUUGGAUCCGGAAUUCGAGAGGGUCUUGUGAAACUAAGCCAGCGGAUUUUGGGACCCUGUACUGUGGUUCAGGGGGCAUUAGAGAGCAUUUUGAAUGAGACGCCACCAGAGUUCUACCAAAGCACCAUCAGCUUCCUUAAGUCAAACUCAGAGAUAUGUUUCUCAGAGUUGUCAACCGUUUCCGGCCUGAAUCCAGUGAUGCCGUCAGGAGCCAUGUACAUUAUGGUGGGGAUCGAGAUGGAGCAUUUCCCAGAAUUCCAGAAUGAUGUGGAGUUCACUGAACGGCUGGUCACUGAGCAAUCUGUGUUCUGUUUACCCGCUACGGCAUUUGAAUACCCAAACUACUUCCGAAUUGUAGUGACAGUCCCGGAGGAGAUGAUGAUCGAGGCAUGUAUUCGCAUCAGAGAAUUUUGCGCACGUCACUAUCGACCUAGGAGCCAAGACAGUCACGAACUGGACCAGUGAGAAGAUAAAAAGAGACAGAAAAGGGAAGAAUAAAAGAUGAAAGUCUGAUGAAAGCGAUGCAUGAAGCUGCAGAAAGACGGAAAGUUGUGCAUUACAUGGGACAACGACACAUUUUCCCUUUCAGGAAACUCACAGUUCUAUGCAAAUAUCAUAUUUAUAUUUUUAUAUGAGUUAGUAUUAUAUUGAUAUUGUAUGAGUACUUGUAGUCUUCUUUUUCUUACACUGUAUUGGGCAUUGUGGAAAGUUUGGAAACAUUGGCUUUGUCCAAAAAAGGCCAAUUUGUGUAUAACCUGCAUGAUGUGAAGUAUUUAUCUACAUGUAAUCCUGUUUUCGGAAUAGUCCAUUUUGUAGUAUGUUUAAUUAGCAUCUGUUUAAUUUGCAUGCUCAACAAAAAGAGACAAAAUGACAUGUAUAGCACCUAUAUGCUAUCUAAUGCUCCUUAAAUUUUUAUUUUGAGUUGUUACAUCCCACCCCCCAACCCGAAAAAGCUAUUUAAAUAAAAGUGUAUCAAGAUUU